AGGCGCUGACACCGCAUCCGGUUGAUCCCAUCCAGACACUGGGAGCCCGGAGCUGGAGCAAGCCCCUACGAUGUGGCUGACGGUGGCACUGGCGGUGCUGUGCUGGGCGCUGCUGUGGCUGCUGCGGGACCGGCAGACGCUGCCGUCGGUGCAGGACAAGUUUGUGCUGGUGACGGGCUGCGACAGCGGCUUCGGGCGGCUGCUGGCGCGGCGCCUGGCGCGGCGCGGGUACCGCGUGCUCGCUGCCUGCCUCACCCCCGCCGGCGCCGAGGCGCUGCGCCGCGGCUGCCCCGGGCACCUCCGCACCACCCUGCUCGACCUCACCCGCCCUGACAGCAUCCGCUGCGCCAUCGAGUGGGUGAGCAAUGAGGUGGGCGACAGAGGUCUCUUUGGGCUGGUGAACAAUGGAGUGGCCAAUCCCAUCGGCCCCACGGAGUGGAUGGUGCUGGAGGACUAUCGCCAGGUCAUGGAUGUCAACGCCUUUGGAGCCAUCGAGGUGACGCUGCUGCUACUGCCACUGCUGAAGCGGGCGCGGGGCCGUGUGGUCAACACCUCCAGUGUCCUGGGCCGCCUUGCAGCAAAUGGCGGUGGCUACUGUGUGUCCAAGUACUGCAUCGAGGCCUUCAGUGACAGCCUGCGGCGUGACAUGUACCACUUCGGGGUCAAGGUGAGCAUUGUGGAGCCUGGGUUCUUCAAGACAGCAGUGACGGACCUGGAGAGCAUCGAGGGAUCCCUGCGGCAGCUCUGGGAGCGGCUGGCACCUGAGACGCGCCUCAGCUAUGGGGAGGACUAUUUCCAGCAGUACCUCAAGGUGCAGCGCUUCAUCAUGAACCUCAUCUGUGACACGGACCUGGCCAAGGUGACGUGGUGCAUGGAGCACGCACUGAGCGCCCGCUACCCACGCACCCGCUACAGUGCAGGCUGGGAUGCCAAGCUGCUCUGGCUCCCCGCCUCCUACCUUCCCACCUGCAUCGUGGACCUGGUCCUGGCCACCAUCCUGCCCAAGCCUGCCCAUCGCGUCCGCUGACCCCCCAGACCAAGCUGUGCU
Pezoporus flaviventris is the source of this 1048-nucleotide messenger RNA. RefSeq names its product retinol dehydrogenase 5 (gene RDH5). Lineage: Eukaryota; Metazoa; Chordata; Aves; Psittaciformes; Psittacidae. The record is from RefSeq and is a predicted model, not a curated record.